AUGAUGAGAUCAGAAGAAAAUAGUAGUAAUUGGGGAAUGUUUGAAGAAGAAGGAGUUCAGAAAAUGGAAGGGUUCGUUAAAGGAUCGGAUUUCAUAGAGGUUCAUUGCGGCUGCACCAGCAAGAAAUAUGGCGAUUCUUCUGGUAAACUUAGGAUUUCUUCUUCUGGCCAUUUCUUCAUCUUCUGUUUCUGCUCCGAUGCCUGUAAUGCCGGGAAGCUGACUCCAGAGGAAUUUGAGAAGCAUUCUCAAAGAGAAGGGAUCAGGAAAUGGAAGAGCAACAUCUGGGUUUCAGUUGAAGGAGUGAAGGUUCCAUUGUGGAGAACUUGCUUGCUUAAAUACUACAAGCAUUCUGAAAAUGAGGCCAAUUGGACUUCUGCUGCCCUUCGUCGCCGCAACUUCCACCGCGACGAGUUCAUCCGAUGCUUUGAGUGCAAGAAGGAACGACGCUUUCGUCUUCGAACUAGAGACCAAUGUCAAAUCUACCAUAAUUCAAUUGCUAAUCAAAGAUGGAAAUGUUCUGAUCGUCCUUAUGACAUGAUAACAUGUGAUGAUGACGAAGAGCGGGAGAGUCGAAAGAGUUUCCGAGGCUGUCCACGAUCGUCAAAGUGUCGAGGCUGCACGUCCUGUGUUUGCUUCGGAUGUCUUCGAUGCCGCUUCUUGGACUGCCAUUGCCGUGCCUGCACUGAUUUUGUGCAGAAUACAGCACCUUGAGCUUGCACUUGUAUUUGAAACUUUGUUGAUGAGUUCUGAUGGCCACUGGAGCAUCUAUUUGUAUUUGA
Benincasa hispida (wax gourd) is the source of this 779-nucleotide messenger RNA. RefSeq names its product protein ULTRAPETALA 2-like. The record is from RefSeq and is a predicted model, not a curated record. Lineage: Eukaryota; Viridiplantae; Streptophyta; Magnoliopsida; Cucurbitales; Cucurbitaceae. Gene Ontology annotation, cellular component: nucleus; cytosol.